This is a messenger RNA of Formica exsecta, 4212 nucleotides long. Its product is annotated as LIM/homeobox protein Lhx9-like. The transcript has 6 exons. Gene Ontology annotation, biological process: neuron differentiation; regulation of transcription by RNA polymerase II. The coding region runs from base 1 to 1455 and encodes 484 amino acids. The record is from RefSeq and is a predicted model, not a curated record. Lineage: Eukaryota; Metazoa; Arthropoda; Insecta; Hymenoptera; Formicidae. Gene Ontology annotation, molecular function: DNA-binding transcription factor activity, RNA polymerase II-specific; RNA polymerase II transcription regulatory region sequence-specific DNA binding. Gene Ontology annotation, cellular component: nucleus.
AUGAUUGAUGACCGCAACAACUGCCUGGUCAGUUCGAGGCAGCCGAGAUCGUCGGGAUAUCCGGCGUUGGGACCGCGCCGCGUGCUCUGGAAAAGUCGGCGAGUCCAAGGUGACCGCGAUUUAGAUGGAAAUAGCCAAGCGGGAAUAAAUUUGACCACGAGAGCUACAUCGUCGGCAAACGAGAAACGAGAGAUCAGCAGCGGAAUUCGCCGUCGCGUCUCCUGCGGUUUAAUCGAUUUCAGGAAAAUGCUGAAGGAAGUCGGCUGUGGGAGCACUACUCCUCCGCCGGGGGACGGCGGGGGAGCGAACAGUCGGCAGGUCGGCGCGAACGAAGGCGGCGGCGGCGGCAAUGGCGGCGGCGGGAGCGGCGGGGGCGGCAGCACCUCGGAAGGUGUCCUCGGUUGCGGAGGCUGCGGAAGGGAGAUCGCUGAACGUUGGUAUCUAAGGGCGGCCGAUCGCGCAUGGCACUGUGGCUGCCUGCGCUGCUGUCACUGUCGGAUCCCCCUGGCCGCCGAGCUCACCUGCUUUGCCAGGGACGGCAACAUCUACUGCAAGGAGGAUUACUAUAGAUUAUUCGCGGUGUCGCGAUGCUCGCGAUGCCGUGCCGGUAUCUCCGCCUCGGAGCUGGUGAUGCGGGCGCGCGAUCUGGUGUAUCAUGUGGCGUGUUUCACUUGCGCCUCGUGCGGCACCCCGCUGAACAAAGGCGACCAUUUCGGUCAGCGGGACGGACUCGUGUAUUGUAGACCACACUACGAGCUGCUGUGCUGCGCCGGGGAUUACGCGGGUGCUGCCGGCGGCAUCGAGGAUCUCGGCUCGCCGGGGGUGUCGCCGCUUCCGGCGUACUAUGAGCAGAGCCCGAUAGCUUCUUCCACUGUGCAGAAGGGUCGGCCGCGGAAGAGGAAGCUGUCGGAAGUCACCGGUUCCGAGCUUCCCGUCACAAUGAGACUGGCCGCUGGCGCGCUCGAACUGCUGCAUCCCACGGAGCUGUCCUCGUCGAUGGAGUCGCUAUCCGCGUACGACGCGUCCGUGGGCUCCCCGGGACCGGUGCAUCAGAGCCAACGAACAAAGCGUAUGCGCACCAGUUUCAAGCACCAUCAAUUGCGAACCAUGAAAAAUUAUUUCGCGAUAAAUCAAAACCCGGAUGCUAAGGAUCUCAAGCAGCUCGCGCAGAAGACCGGUCUGUCCAAGAGGGUACUACAGGUGUGGUUUCAAAACGCGCGAGCGAAAUGGCGACGGAACCUGAUGCGGCAGGACGGCGGCAACGCCAGCAGUAACGUCGGCUGUUCCGGGACGCCGGUAUCAUCCAGCACCGGAAAUUCUCCAAACGUCGGCCCGGCUGCCAGCAUCCUCGGCGACAGCAACAGCAUGCCCUCGACAUCCAUGGAGGAGCUGCACGCCCUUCAUCAUCUGCACUCGGGUGUCUCCUCUCAGGUCUCCUUCUCCGACCUAUACUGACGACGGCUUGAAAUGGACGAGGACGCUUACAGCAGCCUCUCCAGCCAUCUCGGAUGAGGGAUUAUCGCGCUUCCUCGAAAAUUGACCGACCGCGAAGAACUCGGCGAGUCGAUGACACUCGCAUCCAUCAUAGUUUUUUUUUUUUUUUUUAAAGAAGAUAUCUCACUGAUGAACGGUGGUCGACUGUUGAUAACGUCGUACAACAACUCUGGAUAAAGUCUAACGUGUUCCUUGCCGUACUGCUUUUGGAAACAGUUGUCUGAAAUUCCACAGAAGCCGAUGUUUUGUGCAAAACAAACUUUAGUCGCGCGAAAUCGAUUAGAGCAAGAUCAAACAUUUGGCUUUUCUCCGAGAUUUACACAGGGACAUAUUAUUGGACUUAACGAAGAAAGUGACCCGUCGGAGGAUUUUUCCGAACGACAGCCUAGUCUAGUAGAGACGAUUAUGUUUAAGUAAUCAGUGAUAAUAAUCAUAGUUCCAUGCACAUCCGAAUUACCAAAGAUUACUAGACGAAGAUAGUAGGAGUGUAAUCUAGGUAUGUAUACAAAAAGAGAGUGUAUCGUUAGCGAUUAUAUCGAUAAUUAUCGACGAGGCCUCGGGCACUGUUCGACAUGCGGGGUGUUCCAUAAAGACGUGUGCUACUGACAACAUGUUUGAGCGUUUCUAAAGAUCUCACAUUACCAAUCUAGCGUACUCCGAGGAAUUGAGAAUUUUUAGAGAACGAGGAUCGAAAGAUUUUGAAAGAUCCAAGAAGAUCCCUCAGAGAUCCGAAUAUUUUUAAAAUACUUGCAAAUAUAUUUCUAGCAAUCUGUCAGUGUUUUUAGAAAAUCUUUUUUUGCAUAUUAUUUAAAUUGUUUGAUACAACAUGAAAUAUAUCAAGAUUUUCUGAUCAAAAUAUGUUGUAUGUAUAAUUGUUUGGGACGCCCUAUGCGAUGUCGCAAGGUCUAUUAAAUUAAAGGAAACGGCUCGCCCAUGCGGACGAACAUGUACAUGUGCAAUCACGUAGCGAAAUUAUUUAAUUUGUCCUCGUUGAUUCUACACGGAACUUUGCACGCCACUAAUUUCUUUAUCGGCUUUGUGUUGUGUCGAUCGGCCAGAAUUUAUUAAAUAUACAUUAAAUACGCAAUCAUGACUAUACAUAAUGUGUCAAUAAUGAUUCCUAUAUUAAGUAUGAAAUAAAAUAAAGUUGGAAAUAUAGUUUUUUGGAAUUUUAUCAUUGCUAAAUGAUGGAAAUUGCAGGCAAGGAUUGGGUCUGAUAAUCAAAAUAAAAUCAUCAGUGAAGCUCGAUAAAAAUUUAAACGACAAGUCUGCGACUUUUAUAUUUAACGACGAAAUGUAUGAAAGUUUUUCAAACAAAAAACAGCGUUCCUCUGCUCGUGCCAAAACGUAGCUAAGAAAGAAAUUUUUUAACGAGCUGCUGGAAUUCAAAGGGCAUGAUAUUGUUGCAAUAUUUUUGCAAACCGCGAUUUCCGGAUUUUCGCGAGUUAUUUGAAAGGGAUGCCGCUUUGAUCAAGCUUUUUGUGCAUUAUAUAUUCUUACAUUCACGUUUUCUUUCCAAAUUAUCAUCUUUGAAUUCGAGCAGUACGAGGCGCAUGCACGCACACACAUGCAUACACACACAUACACACACACACACACACAAAUACAUACAUACACAUGUGUUUACGCGAGUAUGUAUACGGAUGCAAAUAAGGAUUAGGUCGUCGCAAGUUCGUGAAACUUAUUGUUAGUAAAUCGAACGUCUCUCAAGCAUAUAUAUAAAACGCCAUAAAAAAACUAUAUUGUAGAUUUAAUAUUUUUCCAAUAUCAAAAUAUUUGAAAUUUGGAAGUAUUGGAGAAUCGAUGUCAACACCACAAUCUAUUUUCACAAAGAUUCUUCAAGUUAAAUGACGCUAAGUCUUUCAGUUUUUUCAUUUAUUUUUUAUUCGGUUAUUGAUAACGAUAAGCUUUCAUGUCUAGUCAAUUCUUCAAAUCUGAAAUCAUACUUGAGGGGCAAAGUAAUACGUAAGGUUUUACAAAAAUUCGAAAUAUAUUGUGUGAGCAUCAUUGUGCAUUGACAAUGCAACUUUAUCAAUCAUGUAGAAAUUAAGUUAAUAAGACAAGAAAAAUUACAGAAUAUCUUAAACAUUACAAAAGGCACGCGUUCAUCUUGUCCCAAAAAUCUGUAAAUCAUUUGUUUAUUAUAUUUAUUUUUGUUAUUUCAAAUAAGUGUAAAUCAUAAAAUACUUUACGAGCAUCUUUUAUCUUGUCACAUGAUGCCCGACAGAGAGAAUUGAUAGGUCGCACGUUAGGUAUAUGUAGCAUAGCGAUGAUUAAGUGUACAUGUUAAAGAGCGAAGCAAUUAUUUCCAACUCUAUAGGCAAAUUAAUGUGCUACAUUCGAGUGCAACUAUUAUCGCAUAAUAAAUAGUUACGUACGUCUCUCGACUCGGACGCAACUUGCUCUCAUCUCUAAUUCACCACUUUCUCCCCGACGUUAGAUCACGAAAAAGAUAAUUUUUAAUUUUUAAAAUAAAAGGUAAGUUCUAAGUUUUCUAAUUAAUAUAUAAAAUAUAAUCAGAACUUUUACGAUAACUUUAAUACGUUAAUCUUGAUACUAAAAUUUCCGAAUAUUUGUAAUCCUUAAAAUUUAAUUGGCGGAUUCAUGAAACCCGAUAUUUGUGAAUCAAAUAUAUCAAUCUUCAACCGUAUGGAUGCUUUCAAGUACCCUGUAAAAAAAUUGACGAAAAUUUCUGACAAAGUAUCUGCAGCUUUUUUG